Molecule: messenger RNA, 2234 nt
Organism: Eurytemora carolleeae
Lineage: Eukaryota; Metazoa; Arthropoda; Copepoda; Calanoida; Temoridae
Gene: tank
Product: etoposide-induced protein 2.4 homolog
Exons: 12
Coding region: 90-1163 (357 amino acids)
Biological process (GO): macroautophagy
Cellular component (GO): endoplasmic reticulum
Source: RefSeq, a predicted model, not a curated record
UUUAAAACCUUAAUUUCAGAUGAGUAAAAUGACGUAGUGUUAGGAAAAACAAAAUAAAUUUAUUUAACAGACUUUUCCCAUUCGUAACAAUGAGUGUAGUUUCAAAUUAUCCGAAAUCCUUCUCAACCUUUGAAAUUCUUCGGAAUGGAAUGUGGGCAUUCACCAAGGGGUUUGCAGAUAGUUUGAGGGGAGCUGUAGACUUAUUCCUGUUGGACUACAGACGUGUGCAGGAGAAAGAACAAAAAUUACAACAAAGAGAGAUUGAUAGAGAACUUUUACUAAACAGGGACAGUCCUGCACGGGAUAUUGUAAAUAUUGCGAAGAAACGCGCUAUGGAGCGCAGAGAGAGAGACAAACAAAGAGAAUUGAUAAAACCCAAAAAGAAGGAGCCGAAGAUACUGGAGCGGACUGUUAAAUGUUGUCUUCUAAAUGGAGCUGUGUUUUGGAGCAGUAUUCUUAUAUUUGAGAAUAUCAUCUUACCAGCCGUAGAGAUGCUAGUUUAUGUUUUAACAGCAGGUUCUGGGGAUUCUCUGUGGCUGUAUACCCAACCUAUUCUAUCUCUUCUCUUCUCUACACUCUGGGUUCUUCCAUUCUUCCUUCUCUCAAAGAUUGUCAACGCAAUCUGGUUCCAGGAUAUUGCGGAUUUAGCUUUCCGUUCCACACAAGGUCGACCUUUAGUAAACCUCUCCAUAUCAGUGAUGAUAGCAGAUACAGUUAUAUCUAUAGUAGUGGAAUCUUUAUUCCUUAUUCAGGGUAAAGUGAUAUCUAUGUUACCAAUAGAAAUCCUUGGUUCUGCUUUUAACCUUCUUCAUCUGUGCCUUCUACAUUCUCUCUACAGCUUUGAAUACAAGUGGUUCUCCCAGGGUCUUGAACUACACAAAAGAUUAGAUUUUGUUGAGACAAACUGGCCUUACUUCCUUGGGUUCGGUUUACCCCUUGCUGUUAUCACUAGUCUACCCACCAGUCAGGUUGCUGCUGGUUGCGUUUUCUCAAUUAUAUUUCCUCUAUUCAUAGUAGCUGGUAACCAGGCUAGUAUUGUGCCUAGUCCUGGGGUUCCAAGGCUUAAUAUCUUUGCUCCAACUAUACUACUCAGCAAUUCAGUCUUUGCUCAUACACUCUACAGGUCGUCUAAAGCAGAGAAGAGGCCUACACCACAACGAUAGACUGAUCUAUUGGAAUAUUACCGUAUACUCCAGAAGUACAAUUAGGAUUUGAAUUUGUAUACGGACAUCACUUUUGAAGGGAGAAUAAAAUUACACUAGAAUAUUGUAUACUGUACAGUGUACAGGGUGCUAAAAAUUUAUAAAAUAAUACCAACAACUUGCUUCAUUUAAUUUAGGAGUACAGUAAAUUGACUUUCUAAGUUUGUAUGGUAUAUUUAAUGUAAAUAACUCUAAAUUUUUAUCUGAAACCCAUCCAUCCCAUUAAAGUAAUUAUGUAUUUUUUUAGUAUUGUAAUUACUAAUUAUGUUAUUUAGUUUUUAUGCUUAAUACUUAUUCAUUCAUAAUUUACAUUGGAGAGUUGUAUGCUUCCAUUCUAUUUGUAUUUAAUGUAUUACAUGCCUAUUAUUAAUCUUGCUUGCCAGUACAUAAAACAACAAAAGAACUGAAAAUCUUUUUAUUUAUACUAGUUCCAUUUGAUUUGAAGAUUCAUUACUUGUUAUUACUAAAUCGUGCACAUCACAAUUAAGAUAUUUAAAUUUGGCAUUUAUAAUUAAUAAUAUAUGAAGAUUCACUCUUAUCAAGUUCAAAUCAGAAAAUUAGCUUUGUCCUGCUUAAAUAAUUCUAUUUACAAAUGGAUUUUGAUGUUUUGCUCCAAUUUGUAGAUUUUGCCAUUUGGUUAAAGUUAUUUAUUAUAUUAAAUCAAAUUAUUUAGAUAUCUUAGAAUUAGUUCAAAUUAAUGUAAAAUCAUUAUUUCUUAAAAUACUCUAUUUUGCUUAUUGCUUGGUUGUUUGUAACAGUGUGAGGAAUAAUAUUUAGAGUUGGCGUGUAAAUUUAGAGGGUAUAUUGCCCCCCCCAUUCACCCCCCCCCCCCUCUUCUAAAUAUUCAAAUAAUUGUAGAAACCAUUUUGUUUCAACAAUAAAAAUCUAAACUGGGAAAAAAACUAUUUUAAAGGUUUCUCUGUACUAAAACUUCUUUCUUUCCUGAUAUUUAAUUGUACUGUAUGAUUGUUGGGAUUUCGCUAUGCAAAAAUUUACUCCAGACUUGCUCAAAACAUUUUCAUAUUUACAGAA